AAAUCAUAACGUCACACGGCUACUCGUCCGCCACACGUUCUUUGUAAUGAACGCCGUUAUAGUAACUCGUGUAUACGAUGAAAAGUGUGACGUUUCACGUGGUGUUACACUCAUGUGAGAGCGAACUCUAGUGGACGAGAGGCGGACGUUCGCCUUGUUCUUAAACCGCCCCAUUCAUCGCGAUAGUCUCAUAAACCACCAGCGAUGGAUUCCAUCCACACCUACGGCAUAUGGAUGGCCGAAAGCCUCCAGCACAGGACGAAGGGCUUGGAGAAACUUUGGCUGCUCAUUACCCACGCCGGCGGCCCUAAGCCGGCCUUCCUGUUCGUCUUCCCCUGCGCAUACUUUUUCUGCCGGCGGACGGGCAUCGCGGUGUUGUGGGUGGCCGCGGUGACAGAAUGGCUCAACCUGAUGCUCAAAUGUGUGCUUUUUGGUGAAAGGCCAUUCUGGUGGAUUGGCGAAUCCCAAAUGUUUUCCAACAAGUUGCCCAAGGUUCAGCAGUACUCCUCCACAUGUGAAAAUGGCCCUGGCAGUCCAUCGGGACACGCCAUGGUCACUGCGGCGGUCUGGUGGGUGGUGGCGUCCUCCCUGCGCUCGUUCUUGUACCGCCGUAAUUACAGCAUACCAGUGACCUACAUACCUUACGUACUCUACGGGUUAUUGCUGGUGGUCGUUGGCAUCUCCAGAGUGUUUGUCUUAGCCCACUUUCCACAUCAGGUGGUAACCGGUUCCAUUGCAGGUCUCGUUGUAGGAAUGUACCUGAACCACAGGGUGCCAGAAAGGCGCCCAUUCCGCUUCUUCGUCAGCGUCGCUGUGGCCUUGCUGCUCGGAACGCUGAUAUUGAACGCCGGACUGCAGUGGAUUGGCGUCGACCCCACCUGGUCUUUGACAUUGGCAAAGAAGUGGUGCAGCCACUCCGAGUGGGUUCGGCCCGACGUGGCACCGUUCACCUCACUGGCCCGGGACUGCGGGGUCCUGCUGGGUCUUGGCAUGGCCCAGUACUGGAAGCCCGGUGGCUGGCCGAUACUGCCCAUGAAGCCGCAGGUCAUGUCCAUGGCGCUGUCGUCCAUGGCUCUGUACUUGGUGUACAGCGCGCCGUUGCCGCUGAGGCCACCGAUGCUCUACUACACGCUGUUUUUUGUCAAGUUUGCCAUGGUGCCGCAGAUCGUGAUGCUGGUGCCUGGACUGGUCCAUUUCGAGAUGCGAAAGAUGAAAAGGACCUAGACGCUUGUUACUUUUUUCUUCUCGACAAGAAUGUCUUUGCUAUCUUUUGCUUUCAAUUAUAUUACUGGUACAUGAACUAUAAUGCGAGAAUGCCACUUAAAUUGUUGUGGUGUACCAUAAUAAAGGAUUUGCAAUCAUCUAAA
Syngnathus typhle (broad-nosed pipefish) is the source of this 1367-nucleotide messenger RNA. RefSeq names its product glucose-6-phosphatase catalytic subunit 3 (gene g6pc3). Gene Ontology annotation, molecular function: glucose-6-phosphatase activity. Gene Ontology annotation, biological process: gluconeogenesis; glucose 6-phosphate metabolic process. Lineage: Eukaryota; Metazoa; Chordata; Actinopteri; Syngnathiformes; Syngnathidae. Bases 205 to 1224 code for a protein of 339 amino acids. Gene Ontology annotation, cellular component: membrane. The record is from RefSeq and is a predicted model, not a curated record. The transcript is spliced from 6 exons.